Molecule: messenger RNA, 1348 nt
Organism: Culex pipiens pallens (northern house mosquito)
Lineage: Eukaryota; Metazoa; Arthropoda; Insecta; Diptera; Culicidae
Product: box C/D snoRNA protein 1
Exons: 1
Coding region: 41-1171 (376 amino acids)
Biological process (GO): box C/D snoRNP assembly; maturation of LSU-rRNA from tricistronic rRNA transcript (SSU-rRNA, 5.8S rRNA, LSU-rRNA); snoRNA localization
Cellular component (GO): nucleus; pre-snoRNP complex
Source: RefSeq, a predicted model, not a curated record
UUGUGAUUCCUCUCUUUCCACCAUUCCCUUGGUUUUAACGAUGGAAUCCAGCGAAAGUGAAGAGUGUCUGGGAAUGGUGCAAUCUCCACCGAGGUUAGGCCUCUGCGAGGUCUGCAACACGGGCCAAGCGAAAUACACGUGCCCCAAGUGCGAGGUCAAGUCGUGCUGCCUCAAGUGCAUCAACAUCCACAAGAAGGAGCUGAGCUGCGACGGCAUCCGGGACCGGACCAAGUACGUCGCGCUGCGUAAGAUGACCAAAAUGGACAUGAUGAGCGAUUACUACUUCCUGGAGGAGGCGACGCGGUUCGUGGACGACCGCAAGCGGGACAAGAUCAAGCGGUUCACGCGGUACAACAAAAACUUGCCUACGCAGCUGUUCCGGCUGCGGUGUGCGGCCAGGGACCGCGGGACGGCCAUUCGGUUUCUGUUGCCUAAUUUUACCCGCAAUCAGCAGAACACGACGCAGCUGAACUUCAAAACGGGAGUGAUUCACUGGCGGCUGGAGUGGAACUUCCCGAACGCGGAAGGGCUCGUCUUCACGGACGAGCGCUGUGACGAGAAUGAGAAGCUGUACGUGCUGAUGAACAAGUAUCUGGAGACCACGAACGGCGUUGACUUUCCUGGGAAAAACAAACUCGAAUUCUACCAGUCUCGUGGGCUGAACCAGCUUAAAGUCCUGCUAAAAGCUGAAGGGAUCAAACGGUCCCGCAAUCGGUUCUUCGAACUCGACCCCAAACACUCCCUCAAGGAGGCCUUCAAGGGCAAAACCAUCGUGGAGUUCCCCUCGCUGUACAUCCUGUUCAAAGAGUCAACCGACGGGUUCGACGUGAUCGAAUCGGACGAGGAUGUCGAGGCGGAAACGAAAAUGUACCAAAAGUUCCUGGACGACAAUUACGGAUAUCACCGGAGGAACCAGCACGUCAAGCAGGAAGGCGAACAGGACGGUUGCUCGAAGGAUGUGCUGGCUGGGAUCGACAAGCUGGAAAUCGCCCGGAAGAGGGAGAUUCGGAGGAAGAAGAGGGAAGCGGCUAGCACGGAGCCGGCGAAUUUGCUGUUUAGUGACGAGAGCUUGUGGAACCAGUACUCGUCGGAUUCGGAGGAUGGACAGGUCACGGAGGAGGAGGACGGGGAGAUGCAGUCGCCGAAGAGGAUGAAGACGGAACGGGAGUGAGGAUGUUGAAUUGAUGUGGUACAUGAAUUUUAUAAUAGGUUUAGUAAAAGUGAAGAAAUAUGCUUGAAAGCAUAGCUUGUGAUUGAAUUUAACAUUAAUAGGGAUUAAGUUUUGUUUGAAAACAACACACUGUUGAUUGUUUGGAUUGAAACGGAAAUACAACAAUUUUAUAACGAA